ACAAGAACCCCCGAGAUCUGAUGCUUCCCGCCAUCACCAUGGAAACCGAGGCCAGUCACAUGCUGGAGGCAGCGCUGGAGCAGAUGGAUGACAUCAUCGCAGGUUCACGAGCGGCAGCCGUGGAGUUUUCUAACAACAUGUAUGACCUGGGUUCUCCCACAAGCACCAGUCCUCUGCAUGUGGUCCAGUUGGCCGAGGACCUGAAACUCGCCUUGGAGCUCCAACCCAACCAGGACGAGAGAGACAGUCUGAGAGCUCAGUUACAAACAGAGACGGCACAGGCUCUUAUCGACUGGCUGCAGAGCGGAGCUGUGAACUCGUGUUCUCCAGCCAACAAUGAAACCUACCAGGACCGACUGCUCCGCCUAGAGGGGGACAAGGAGUCUCUGGUGCUGCAGGUGAGCGUUCUGACCGACCAGGUGGAGGCACAGGGCGAGAAAAUCCGAGACCUAGAAAGUUCUCUGGAGGAACACCGGCAGAAACUGGCCUCCACUGAGGAGAUGCUGCAACAGGAGCUGAUAAGCAGGACGUCUCUGGAGACUCAGAAGCUGGAUCUGAUGGACGAGGUGUCCUGCCUCAAACUGAAGCUGGUCGGCAUGGAGGAGACACACACCGACACACAACCACAAGAUGCUGUGGACACAAAGCAGAACAAAGCCGAGUGUGUGGUAAAUCUCAUCAGUGAGCUCCAGGAGCAGAUGUGCAGGUUUCAGGCAGAGAUCAGCACUCGCAUCCAGGAGAAACGGGCCCUGGAGGAGCGGGAGGCCCAGCAGGGGGAGCCCAGAGGCAGCCAAGCCCAGGGCCAGGGCCCUCAGCCUGGGUUAGCCGGCUCUGACCUUAGCCUCCCCGGCUCUGACGCCUGGAUGCACAAUGGAGGACAGACUGUACACGAUCUGUUACAAGAAGUGAAGCAGCUGAAAAGCAGAGUGGACGAGCUGGAAGGAGAGAAGAGUCGAUACGAGAAGAAGCUACGAGCAACAAAGGUGAAAACCCGUCAACGAGUUCGUGAGCAUCAUCAGCUCGUCCUGAACAAUCUCAUCUACUAA
Paralichthys olivaceus (Japanese flounder) is the source of this 1046-nucleotide messenger RNA. Lineage: Eukaryota; Metazoa; Chordata; Actinopteri; Pleuronectiformes; Paralichthyidae. The record is from RefSeq and is a predicted model, not a curated record.